Messenger RNA from Ricinus communis (castor bean), 792 nucleotides. RefSeq names its product immediate early response 3-interacting protein 1-like. Gene Ontology annotation, biological process: endoplasmic reticulum to Golgi vesicle-mediated transport. Gene Ontology annotation, cellular component: COPII-coated ER to Golgi transport vesicle; Golgi membrane; endoplasmic reticulum membrane. The record is from RefSeq and is a predicted model, not a curated record. NCBI's taxonomy places the organism in Eukaryota, Viridiplantae, Streptophyta, Magnoliopsida, Malpighiales, Euphorbiaceae.
UAAAAAAAAGAAUAGAAAUUUAAUUGAACGUUUUAUAAAAGUUAAUAAUUUAAUUGAGAAAAGAAAAAGAAGAGGACAUAAAACUACGUCGUCUUGAUAUUGGCUUUAAGUAACUACUUCCUAAAAUUAUGUUAUUACUUCGUUAGUUAUUUUGUCCUCUUUUUGCCACGCUCUUCAUUUUCCCUUUUUUCUUUUUUUUCACAACUUCAUUGUCCAUCCCUCUGCCGCCAAUUAAACCCAGUUGCAGCAGUCUCUGUAUAGGGGAGGAUUUGAGUUGUUGGUGGAAGCAAGAGACUAGAGGCGUGUAAUUUGUUUGCCACCUAAAAUUCAAGGGACCAUGGGUUUGUGGACAUUAUUGGAGGGCUUUCUUCUUCUUGCAAAUGCACUAGCAAUAUUAAAUGAAGACCGGUUCCUUGCACCAAGAGGAUGGAGCUUCUAGAGUUUUCAGGGUCGGACAAAGUCCUUCAAGGGGCAGCUUAUAGGGCUAAUUUAUGCAACCCAGUACAUGAGAGUUCCCCUUAUGAUACUCAAUGCCAUUUGCAUUGUUGUAAAGCUAGUGUCUGGAUGAUUCCACCAAGCAUAUAGUUGCACCAGAUGAAAAGGAGUCUGCAAAUUUUGGAAGGGCAGAACCAUGUUCAAAAUUAAAGAAAAACUUAGUUCCAAUAUAUUGUUGUAUUUAAGGUUGUACUCCUAGCUUUGGAAAAAUGAUAUAGGUCUGCGGACAAAAAUUUCGUGUAUUUUGGAAAAGUUUCUUAACCUGAUACUUGUAAUCUUCUGUCAGAAGUUCUGGAA